Messenger RNA from Sceloporus undulatus (fence lizard), 3683 nucleotides. It is a transcript of the gene INPP1, whose product is annotated as inositol polyphosphate-1-phosphatase. Gene Ontology annotation, molecular function: inositol-1,4-bisphosphate 1-phosphatase activity. Lineage: Eukaryota; Metazoa; Chordata; Lepidosauria; Squamata; Phrynosomatidae. The coding region runs from base 149 to 1285 and encodes 378 amino acids. The transcript is spliced from 6 exons. The record is from RefSeq and is a predicted model, not a curated record. Gene Ontology annotation, biological process: phosphatidylinositol phosphate biosynthetic process.
UUGGAAGGAACUGGGGCUGCUCAACCUAGGCAUUCAUCAGCAUCCAGGAGCCCAAGAAGCCGGGGAGAGGCGGAGGGACUGACAGCCAACUGCUCAGGGGCCAGCACUGGUCCAGAGACCACGCAUUUGAGUAGCACUAUCUUAGACCAUGGCUGCUCUUCUGAAGAGCCUACUUGCUGCUUCAGAGAAGGCUGCCCGUAUUGCCCAGCUGUGUCGCCAGGAGGAAGCACUCUUCAGCUUGCUCAUUGAGGAGAAGCGAGGGGCAGAAAAGAACAAGAAGUUUGUGCAAGACUUCAAGACCUUGGCGGAUGUGCUAAUCCAAGAGGUCAUCAAGCAUGAUGUGGGAAAGGAGUUCCCAGAGCUGCAAGAUCAUAUUCUUGGUGAAGAGUCCAACAAAUUUGAAAAUGGCCUUGGGGAGACUGUGGUGGUCCAGGUUUGUCCCGCCCAAAAGGACACGGCUGCCUUGCUGCAAAAAAUUCUGGAUCGGAACCUGACAGCUGCCGAGCUGUUAGCUGCUGCUGUUCAUCAGGAGGUAGUGCUUUCAGACCCAGUCCUGGAUGAUGUGGCUGUGACAAUCUCCACAGAAAACAUGGCUGUGUGGAUUGACCCCAUAGAUUCCACUAAUCAGUACAUCCGUGGACGAGGCAAUGUAGCGCCAGUGGAUGGUAUCUUCCCAUCUGGGCUUCGCUCAGCACUGGUGCUUAUUGGAGUGUACAACCGUCAUUCAGGAGAACCUGUCCUGGGCAUCAUCAAUGAGCCCUUCUUCCAAGAAGAGCUUCAAACACACAGGUGGCAGAGCAAAUAUCACUGGGGCAUCUCCUAUGAAGGCACCAACUUGAGCUCUCUCAGCCAGCCCCUGCUACAGCCUUCCCCCCGUGUGGUGCUAAGCAGCAAUGAGAAACCAGCACUACAGAAGACUCUGGCUCCUCUCUAUGGAGAGCGGCUCUGCUUUGCCUCGGGGGCUGGAUACAAGAUGCUGUGCGUAGCUCUGGGCCUUGCAGAUGCAUACGUGCUCUCAGAAGGCAGCACCUUCAAAUGGGACUCUUGUGGGCCCCAUGCCAUUUUGAGAGCCCUUGGCGGCGGCAUUGUGGAUCUUAGACAGGCCUUGCAGGCAUGGCAGGCUGGACAACACAAACAGCUGCCUGAACUGACCUACAACAAACCAGUGGAGGGCUCUGUGGGUGCUGAGCGCUGGGCCAACCAAGGAGGUCUUGUGGCCUACGUCUACCAAGAGCACCUGGAGGCUGUGAUGGCCACUCUCGUAGCAGCCAUGGACACUUUCUGAAGCUUCUUCUCCAGGUGGGCAUGAGUUGGUCAGGGCUCCUCAUCUCUGCAUGAAGGGGAAGAAACCAAACACUAGGCAAGGAACUUUAUGACUCCAAAUUCCUUAGAUCCCACAGGACCAAUUCAUUCUAUUUAUGGAUAGAGAUGAGAUGUCACCAUGGGGUAGUGGUUGGCAUGAAUCAAAUGCCUGUGCCAUUUGCCUUUUCUGUGCUGUUGGAAACAGUGAAAACAUUGCUUCCAAUGCAGGCUAGGCAGUGAGAUGGAGUUUCAGUUGCCCAACCAUCUUUGUUGAUAUAUUAGUCCUCUUGUGUGAAUAAUACACAUUAUGAAUAACAGAGGAAGGAUGCACUGGAACUAUUACAGGAUUUCCAUUAAUAUUUACUUUAGCCCUCACUGUCUCUAGAAUCUUGACAGUAUGCUACUAUUCCAAUUUCAUAUUAUAUGAAAUUCAUUUUACAUCGUUUGCUAAAGAAGCAAAGUUUCUGUGGUGCUUUUUCCUUCUAUGCUAUGACACACAGUAACUGGAUUAUGUAGCUUUUUUCUUUUAGAGGUUCAUAAAUGGAUAGACCUGCUUUGUGCUAGAAAGAAAGACUAGAUGGCUUUUAGGUCCUUUCCACUAUGUAGAGAGUGUCUAAACCACAGCUCUAUUUAACUGGUUUAAGACCUCCUUUCUAACAGGAAACCCUGGAGAUGGUAUUUCUUCAUUGUUAUUAUUUGUUUGUUUAUAUUCUGCCUUUUUCCCAAUCCUGGGACUCAAGGCAGCUUGCAAAAAUUAAGUCAAAUACAGAUUAAAGUAAAUGCAGGUAUAUCAAUAAACAUAUAAAAGUUAUUUUUUAAAAUGUAAUUAAGGAGAAUUAAGCUAACUACAAUGGAAUUAAAAAUAUUUAAAACUUAAUGAAGAAGAUAAAAAUCAACAAAUCAGCACACCGUUAGAAUCCCAUUUAGGUCAACUCCUAAAUGUCUGUUGGAAUACAACAGUUUUCACUUGCUGGCAGAAGGACAGAAGAAAGGAGUUUUCUCUUAGAGAAGGAGUCCCAAACCUGGGAGCAGUCACCAAGCUGCCCUUUCCAUUGUUCCCACUACAUGUCCCUGGGAAGGUAGUAGGACUGAGGGAACGGCCUCCAUCAAAGAUCUUAAGAGUACUGACAAGUUUAUAUAGGAAGAUACUGUCGUCCAAAUAGCCUGAUCUCCAACCAUAUAGAUAGGUUCUUGGGUGGGGCACUAGGCUAAUAGAAAAUCCCUGAGGACUCUUUGGAACAAAAGAAAUAUAAAUAUACUGUGUGAAUGUGUACUGUGAUUCUGGACAUAUGGUUCCAGAAAAUUGCAGUCUUACAGUUGAUCUUUUGCAAUUCUUUAUUUCUGGAGUUAUAUGCAGAUUAAUUAGAGCAGAUUCCUGGAGAUCUCUGUAUUCUUUUUAAAGCAGCCCUUGUGGUUUCGAAAUAUAUCUUCAAAACAGGCAAGCAGCAUCAGGAAAAGCAUUCCAUUAGGAGGGACAAAGCCAUAAUCUGUCCAGCUUUUGCCCCCAUGGGUCGGUAACUAUCAUGACUCCAAUUUUCUUCUCUUGGAAACUUCUGAGAGCUCCGUGGACUGCCAAAAUUGCAAAAUAAAUGAAUAAAUAACCACUUCUGGUUUUGCAAAGCAGGGGGUUAUAUUAAUUUCUGCAAUCUAUUUAAAAGGUCAGCAGAGGCUAUUCACCCCUUUUUGGCCACAGAUGGGGUUGUCUAGGGACAAUGUCAUUAAGCAUGUCACAUUAAGCAUCAACCAUAACUGCAUGGAUUAUGCCAUUAGAAUAAAAAAUACCAAGGGCCCUUUUACAUUACAGAAUUAUAGUAUUGUGGCUCUACUUGAACUGCAAUGGUUCCGUCCUAUGAAAUUUUGGGAUUUGCAGUUGGGGAAUAAUAAUAAUAAAAAUUAAUAAAAUUUAUUUAUUUCCUGCCUCAUCUGCACUCAGGAAAUUGGAGCGGCAAUAGAAUGGAAUUUAGGAUUCUCAGGCAGAGAACUCCAGUACUUUCCUAGACUACAAAUGUCAGGAUCCCACAGGAUGCUCCCAUGGAAGUUAAAGAGUAAUCAUAGUGGUACUGUAUAAUAGUAUAGUGUUGAAAGGAUCCCAAGUCUAACAAAUCAGGGAAAAUUAUAUAUACAACAUUUUCACGGCAGUGCUCUUCCCCUGAGAUUCCUCAUCCUGAGGACUGGAGAAGAAGCUCCAGUCUUGAGAUUCUAAUUUAAAGAUGAAGAAUUGUAAGAAAAGGGUAAAGAAGCAAUCUGGACAUUACCCAUUCACAAUGAGCCCCUGAACAGAAGACUCAGCAGACACCCAAACCAUUAAACCACAGUGUUCCCCACUUGAGUAAGAUGCAUUGUAAUUCUGUUCAAAUUAUUAAAACUCAUUUCUAAUUUUC